This is a messenger RNA of Artibeus jamaicensis (Jamaican fruit-eating bat), 3736 nucleotides long. It is a transcript of the gene GOLIM4, whose product is annotated as golgi integral membrane protein 4. NCBI's taxonomy places the organism in Eukaryota, Metazoa, Chordata, Mammalia, Chiroptera, Phyllostomidae. Bases 1 to 2103 code for a protein of 700 amino acids. Gene Ontology annotation, cellular component: Golgi apparatus; Golgi membrane. The record is from RefSeq and is a predicted model, not a curated record. The transcript is spliced from 16 exons.
AUGGGAAACGGGAUGUGCUCCCGAAAGCAGAAGCGGAUCUUCCAGACGCUGCUGCUGCUGACAGUGGUGUUUGGCUUUCUCUACGGCGCGAUGCUCUACUAUGAGCUGCAGACGCAGCUGCGGAAAGCCGAGGCGGUGGCGCUCAAGUACCAGCAGCACCAGGAGUCCCUUUCCGCCCAGUUACAAGUUGUCUAUGAACACAGAUCAAGAUUAGAAAAAUCCUUGCAAAAAGAAAGACUUGAACAUAAGAAAGCAAAGGAAGAUUUUCUUGUUUAUAAAUUAGAAGCACAAGAAACGCUAAAUAAAGGAAGGCAAGACUCCAACAGUAGAUACAGUGCAUUGAAUGUGCAACAUCAGAUGUUGAAGAGCCAGCAUGAGGAGCUAAAGAAACAGCACAGCGACCUGGAAGAGGAGCACCGCAAGCAAGGAGAAGACUUCAGCAGAACAUUCAACGACCACAAGCAGAAGUACCUGCAGCUGCAGCAAGAGAAAGAGCAGGAACUUUCCAAGCUGAAAGAAACCGCGUACAACUUGAGAGAAGAGAAUAGACAGCUGAGGAAAGCUCACCAAGACAUACAUACACAGCUUCAGGAUGUCAAGCAGCAGCAUAAGAAUUUACUCUCCGAGCAUGAACAUCUUGUAGUGACUUUGGAAGACCACAAGAGUGCACUAGCGGCUGCACAGACUCAAGUUGCGGAAUACAAACAGCUGAAGGACACUCUGAACAGGAUCCCAAGCUUUAGAAAAGCAGAACCCGCAGAGCGGCCGAGUGUUACCCAGGUGGCUCACUCUCCACAAGGUGACAGCACAGCAAGGGAGAGCCCAGCCAGAGAGCCACAGCAGGUGUCUCGAAAUGGUCACGUGUGGCAGAGGCACGAAGCCGGGCCUGGGAGAACGGAAAAAACAGAGCCUUCCCCUCCCGCUCGGAAGGACGCGGAGUUCCAGGCUCCGGCGGAGCAGAGCCAGCACGGAGCGGAGGCCGGGAAGCCGGAGGAGCAGCAGGUGGAGGAGGAGCACAGGAGGGCCCUGGAGGAGGAGGCCAUGGAGCAGGUCGGGCAGGCCGAGCGUCUGGAGGAGGAGCACGACCGGUCCCCAGAGGAGCAGGACCGGGAGUGGAAGGAAGACGCCAACCUCGUGGGAGGGCGCGCUCCUGCCGAGGGAGGCGGUCACCCCCCUCAGGUACAUUCUUCAGCUGAGCCGGUUACCAAGUUCCGAUCAGCGUACGAGGAGCAGCUGGAACAACAGAGACUGGCGGUGAGGCGUGCAGAGGAGGCCCAGCGGCUGAGAGAGCACCAGGAGGCCCUGCACCAGCAGAGGCUGCAGGAACACUUGUUGAGGCAGCAGCAGCAGCAGCAACAGCAGCAACAACUUCUCUCGCAGGAGAUGGCCCAGCAGAGGCUGGCCCAGCAGGAGGAGGGGAGAGCACAGCGCCCGGAGCAGCUACGGCAGCAAGCUCAUUACAAUGCUGUGGAUAAUGAUAUCGUUCAGGGAGCCGAGGACCAGGCCAUGCAAGAAGAAGGAGGCGCCUAUGAGAGAGACAACCAGCACCAAGAUGAGGCAGAAGAAGACCCAGAGAAUGGACGCAUGCCCCAAGAACAAGGGCUGCCUGAAGCUGACCCCGAAUCUGAGGUGGAUAGGGCAGCUGUAGAGGAUAUAAACCCAGCAGAUGACCCUAAUAAUCAAGGCGAAGAUGAGUUCGAGGAAGCCGAGCAAGUGAGAGAAGAAAAUUUGCCAGAUGAAAACGAAGAGCAGAAGCAAAGUCCUGAAAAGCAAGGGAAUGCAGAAAUGGAGGAGCAUUUGGUGAUGGCAGGAAACCCAGACCAGCAGGAGGAUAAUGUGGACGAGCAGUACCAGGAGGAGGGAGAGGAGGAGGUUCAGGAAGAUUUGACUGAAGAGAAAAAGAGGGAAUUGGAGCAUAAUGCUGAAGAGACCUAUGGUGAAAAUGAUGAAAAUGCUGAUGAGAAAAACAAUGAUGGAGAAGAACGAGAAGUUCGAGCUGACAAACACCCCAAAGGCCGAGAAGAACACUACGAGGAGGAGGAGGAGGAGGAAGACGACGGGGCGGCUGUUGCUGAGAAGUCCCAGCGAAGAGCUGAAAUGUAGCUGCAGCCCCAGCUGACAGACAACAGUCAGCCGACAGAUUCCUUACAAGCUGCUCAAAACUAAGCCUGCCUACUGAACUCUAGGAUAUUUAAUUACAAAAAUUAUGUAUUUAGAUUUUUUAAACUUUUGUAUUAGAAAUGCUCAUACAAUUAUAUGAUAUAUUUUGAUAACCUAGGUUAGAGCUUCUUUUAUAUUCAAGCUAAACCUGAGCAAAAAGAAAAACAAUAAAGCAAACCUUAGGCUCUGAAUCUCGUUUUUCAAAGACUAUGUAAUGUUGGAAAGGACAUCGAUUGUGUACAUUUUUCAGCUUGUUUCUUUUCUCUAUUCUGGUUUUCAGGUGUUUGUUGUGUCAGUUGCCUUUGAUAAAAUACAGGACUUCAGAAUAAAGAAUAGUGCAGAAAUGCCAUGUAGACUUGAAGGAGAAUGGCCAGUUUACUAAUUGCCCCUUUUUUGAGGUUCUUGUGCAUCAUUCCGAUAGAAUUUUCACCAGUCUUUGUAUCUCUGGAGUAAGAGCCAUUGAAAACCAACAUUGUUUUCAGACUUGUCAGAACAGUUAGAAAAAUAUUUCACUUCAAAACACGGCUAUUCUUUCUGAAAGGAAUUAAAUUUAAAAGUGAGAUAGUACUAAAAUUUAUGUAACGGUAUUCUGGACUUAGGUUUUUCAAUAUUCAGACAAGGUAUGAUACCUUAGUGCACUCACCUUUUUUGAAGGACUGACACAUAGUUUAAUAACUAAUUUACUGUGUAGGGGCGAUGUUUUCUACAUGACCACCCAUUCUGUUAUUUUUCCAAAGCCACCUGGUGGUAUUUGUUUCAUUAUCUAAUUCCCCACAGUAAUAUAUAUUUCCCCUGUAAGCUCUGUGCCUCAGUACGUAAUCACUUUGACGAUAAGUGUGAAUAUGAAGAUAUACCAAGCUAUACAACUGAAUAAGAUUAUUUUUCAAAAACUGUACAACAGUAUGAUAAACCUUGGUGACUUUUUUCACUGCUGGGGUUGUGUCUGCAUUGUGCCCACAGAUAGACAUUUUAAUGAUGAUGAAUUAUAAAACUUAAAGAAGUGAAGAAUCAGAAAUUUCCCUUGUGAUAGAGACAUUUCAGUCUCAAGCAUAAAGAGUUUUAGGUAUAUAAAAUUAGGUAAUUCAUGUUUGUGGUUUUGUAAUACUCUCAGAUUAAUAAAAAACAUUUCCAUUGCUACCACUGUGGGAUGAAUGUACUUUUAUUUUGUAGUGACCACACUCACGUGUGGCUUUGAGUGUCCCAGCUGAGUGGUUGUAUAUGUACGCAUAGGAAUGUUUCUUCAAAUGUGUUUUGGAAUUUCAGUAAUCCUAAGUCAAAUUUUACCUUUAUGUAUAAAAACCCUUUAUGUAAUGUAAAAUGUAUAAUAUUGUACAUAAUAUUCAGAAUACAAUUAUUUUGGUAAAUUAGUUUGUAUUUUUAAUGUCCCAGUUACAGUAUUUAAUUAUUUGAAAUAUUGAAACUUGGUAAUAGUCAAUAAAGCCAUAAAAAGGAAGUGACAAAGUUUAAAGUAUGUGAUUUUUUAAUAGUUUGGGAUUUUAUAAUUUCUUUUCCUUAAAAGGAAACAAAUUUAAGAGGUACCAAUAUAUAUUAAUAAAUUAUAAAAUGCCUUUCUCAA